UACAACGGCAGCAGAGCAAAACCAGACUUCUUCAAGAACAAGCACAUCCGAGCCCAUCCCGAUGGAAGGGGAGACAGUACCAGCGAGCAGGAGAGCAGCCAGCAAAGCCACGCGGAUUGCCCUCGGCGUGUUUGUGGCUGGCACCGUUGCACUUGGCACCAUACUUUUUUGGUUAGCCAAGGUCUCAUAAAAUUUCAUCCAAAGCAACAGUACUGUUUGACUGCAGAAUGCAUUGAAGCUGCUGCUGCUGUCUUAAGCAAGAUAAAUCAAUCUGUAGAUCCUUGUGACAACUUUUAUCGAUUUGCAUGUGAUGGCUGGAUAUAUAACAACCCUAUUCCCGAAGACAUGUCAAACUAUGGUGUAUAUCCUUGGCUGCGACACAAUGUGGACCUCAAACUGAAGGCAUUGCUUGAGAAACCGAUCAGCAAAAGACAGGACAGUGAAGCUGUACAGAAGGCCAAGAUCCUUUAUGCAUCCUGUAUGAAUGAGAAUAAAAUUGAAAAAGCUGACGUGAAACCACUGUUAAGCAUUCUGAGGCAUUCCCCUUUCCGCUGGCCUGUACUGGAAUCCAACAUUGGACCAGAGGGGCUGUGGUCAGAGAGGAGGUUUAGCUUAGUGCAGACCCUGGCAACACUUCGUGGUCAAUACAGCAACUCUGUCUUCAUCCGUUUAUAUGUGGCUGCUGAUGACAAAGUCUCCAACCGCUAUAUCCUGAAGCUAGAUCAAGCAAGCCUAUCUCUCUCAUCUCGAGAGGAUUACCUAGAAAACACCACAGAAGCUAAAUCUUACCGAGAUACCUUUUUGCAGUUCAUGGUUGACACAGCAGUGCUUCUGGGUGCAAAUGCUUCACGAGCUGAGUCUGAUAUGAAGUCAGUCCUAAAGCUGGAAGUUAAAAUAGCCGAGAUCAUGAUUCCAUAUGAAAAUCGAACGAGUGAGGUGAUGUACAAUAAAAUGAACAUAUCAGAGCUUAGUGCCAUGAUUCCACAGUUUGACUGGCUGGGAUACAUCAAGAAGGUGAUUGACACCAAGCUCUACCCUGAGCUCAAAGAUAUAGGUCCUUCAGAAAAUGUGAUUGUCCGUGUUCCCCAGUACUUCAAAGAUUUAUUCAGGAUCCUUGAAAAUGAAAGGAAAAAGUAAGGCUACAAAUUUAUG
Molecule: messenger RNA, 1152 nt
Organism: Meleagris gallopavo (turkey)
Lineage: Eukaryota; Metazoa; Chordata; Aves; Galliformes; Phasianidae
Source: RefSeq, a predicted model, not a curated record